Messenger RNA from Hemicordylus capensis (graceful crag lizard), 5343 nucleotides. RefSeq lists its product as uncharacterized. The transcript is spliced from 2 exons. The coding region runs from base 1762 to 2511 and encodes 249 amino acids. The record is from RefSeq and is a predicted model, not a curated record. Lineage: Eukaryota; Metazoa; Chordata; Lepidosauria; Squamata; Cordylidae.
GCUAAUCAAGCUGAACCGAGCCAAGCAAUCAACACAGAUACUUCAUUUUCUCCGGCAUGUUACAAUAUGGCAGGUAGCCAAACUAGAAGAAAACCAAUGAGAGCACUUCAUGAGGUAUUCUGUGGCAUGACAUCUUGCUAAUAAAUGUUUCCUGUCUUAGAUGUCCUGAUUUUUUAUCCCAGUUGCAAAAACUGCAUUUAGUAGCCAAGAAGGCAUCUUAUGUGAGAGAUCAAGGCUAUAAGUCCGUUGUAUUUUCUUGGCAAGAUUGUGGUUUUUCUUCACCUGUCUGCACAUAGUGUUGUGAUAGGCUAUUUUGAUUGGUGAUGACUUGGCCUUGCAUAUCUGGGACAUGCUACAUCCAGGUGAGAAGGAUCUUACACAAGAGGGAUUGGAGCACUGGGUGCAAGCCACCUACAGUCAGCAGCAGUGUUCCCUCUAGUUUUUAUAAUUGGUGGGCGGAAAGCGUUUUGUCCUGGGCAGCAGCAUCAAGGCAGUGUGUGCACAUAACACACACAAGCACACAUGUAUGUUAAUAAGUAUUGCAAAAACCUUCACACACACACACACACACACACACACACACACACACACACCCCAAACUUUUAGUUCACUUCUCCUCUGGAAUGAAGGGUGUGCGUUCACAUAUCAGCCAGAUUUACUCCAAAGUCCCUGCCAGCUAACGGGGAGCACUCCAGACACGAUUAAGGUUUUUCAUUGCGCAUUAUUGCGUAGCCUGAUUUUUGUCCGGGUUUAAAAAAUCCAUUUUUGGUGUCAGGUGUUUUUUUUUUUUUUUUUGCAAACUUGCAGUAAACCCAGUAAAGCCUUCUGUCUGGAAAUGCUCCAGUUCAUUCUGCCAUUGUCAAACUAAUCUUCCUCCUCCCCUGCCCUUCCCUUGUCUGUCUUGUCUUUUUAGUUUGCAAGCCUGAGAACAGGGCCCACUUCUCAUGUUUUUAUUAAUAUGUGUCACUUUGGGAGACAAUAUUUUCCUGAAAAAUGGGGCAAAAUACAAGUUACUGAAUAUGGGAUGUCAUUGUAAUAAUGUUUGGGUCAGCACUUUUUGCACUACUGGAUCACACACACACACCCCUAGAGGAUCAGAUGCCUGUUUGGCAGGGCAAAACAAAUGAGUGUUUCAUUUCUUAGCUUUCAAUUAACACAAUAUUUGCAAUACAAAUGUAUCACUGAGGGAUGUGCAAAUCCCACUGGUUACAGUCUAGAAGCAAUAUGGAUUUACAGUACUGGGUUCUUCAUCUAGAGCUCUACUAGCUUCUGGCUUGCUAUUCUGCAUCUGCAAACACAUUCUGAAGAGGUGAACAAUGUAGUAAAGAGAAACCAAGAUCACUAUCUGUCUCCAUUGACCCAUAUGAUUAAAAUGGCAACCUACAGAUCUGUUUAGUGAUUCUAGACAUGCAUAAGGACUGGGUUCUGCACCUGCGCAGACCAUGCUUCGGAUAGAAUUUUCUAGCUCCUUGCAACGCCAAACCGCCAGCAGCACGUGACUGCAGUACCCUUAAGUGGCGGUUAGGCGUCCACUUCUUCAGUUUCUUGCUGACCGCCUCGGCGAUCGCGUCUUCGGAAACUACAGCUCCUCAGAAAACAAUUUAUAUUUUGUUAGACUGGCACAGACUUUGACUAGGCACGGACACUGACUAAUCUUUUCGCCAAUCCUUGCGCUACGAUGACGGAUUUAGUUUUUAAAAAACUAUAUUUUACGGAGACAACUUGGAACGGACGACGGACCUCUCUGGCUAACGACUCAGAAUGGAAAAUGGACUUCUCACUGGUAAUACCCCCCUCCCCCCUCAUAGCUUUCCUAUGAGUGUGAAGAAGGAAAAGGCGAGGGAAAAGACCAACUUUAAAAGGUGCCGCGAUUGCUGCGGAAAGAUCCCUUCCAAGGACAGGCAUGAACUCUGCCUAUUCUGUUUAGGAGACGCCCAUAAUACUUCGAGUUGCUCUGUCUGCUCUACCUUCAACAAGCAGACGCUUAAGAACCGUGCAGCCCGCCAUAAAGUGGUGUUGCUGAAGCAGGCAUUACAGCCUAAACGCCGAGAGACCUCUGAGUCGAGACCUGCAGGUAUGCAGUAUAAAGUCUCGGAGGCAGCGUCCACCUUGACGUCGGAGGCUGUCGGAGCCACCACAGCAAAGAGAGUGGCAAAACCUGCCUCGGCCUCGAAGGUAUUGGCUUCAACUUCGACAGAAGCCUUUAGAAAGCCAGAGAGCACUCUGACGACGUUGAAGAGAAAGGGCUCGGCACCGAUGCCGGAACCCCAGGCAAAGAAGAUGAAAAAACACAAGAGGAAGGACACAGGGACUGGAUCCGAACACACAUCGUCCCCUGCGGGUCUACAGACCUAUCGGAGCCCUCGGCGUCAAGCAGCUUCGCUUUCCCCGGCACCGAUGCCAAGUCAAUCUCCUUCAAUGUCGAUGGAAAGAGUGAAGAAGCAAGCCAAAAACAGCUCGGCAUCGAGGCAGACUUCAUCGGAGCCUAUCGAAUUCAGUGUCGACAUCUAGACUGGCUACGACAUUGACAGAGCCAUCGACCUCGAAGGUAGCAUCGACAUCGAGGAUGCCUACAGAGCAGACUGGUGUGAUGGACCUUCAUAAUGAAGAAGGGGAGUUCAAUCUCGACCUCGACGCCAACGUGGGACAGUUCGACACGGUGGCAAUUAUUCAAGACACUGAGAUCGAUCCUGUACUGGACCUGGAAACUGAUUAGCCAUACAACCUGACACCAUUCACUGUGGCAUCCCAGAAGGGGUUCUCCAUCGCAUGCUGCAAUCUGGGGGCACUACCCCCUCAUCCAACACUUUUCAAGGAUUCCAGGACAACACUCUAGUCCCUAAGACACCGCCGGGUACGUGUCCCACCACUCCAACGGCGGGCCUUCUCCCCCAGAGCGGAUGGCAUAAUACUUGCACUGUCUCGCCUGAAGAGUAUUCUCUCUUCCAGCUAUGGCUAAGCUAAAGGGAAUGCCUGAUUUUGCACAAAGAACUGAAAGAAUCAGCAGUGCAGACAACGGCUAACACUACAUUGCAAAGAUCAGUCUCCCUACAAGCUGAUUGCCCAAUGGAACAGGUACGCCCAACCGUCUCAAUGAGAUCUGUCGCUCUACAGAGUGCACAACUUCCUCAGAAAGAACCACCGUCGAGAAGAUCAGUCUCACUUCAGGCGGAUCUACUUAACCACCCAGCCCCCCGCUCCAGUGACUCAAGUGGGUGGCUCUUCACAACUAUGUAGAGAACAUCCUCCUACUUCGCCAAUGCCUUCCUCCUCAAAGGACGAGGACAAUACUGACGCCUACUCAUCGGACACUAAAGAGCCGGAAGCACCUGAAAAGCCUACGCUGCCGGAACCAAGCGAUGAUGUCGCUGCCCUCCCUUCCAUUUUGCGAAAUGAGGAAAUGAAGGGAUAUCACCAACAAAUAGCAGAGAUGGCAAAACUAUUUUCACUCACCCUAAAUUUAAAGACUUCCUUAGAGGAAUAAAUAACUUGUACCCACCUGUGAGAUGACCUGCAGAGAAAUGGAGCCUUUUGCUAGUCCUGGGAGCGCUUACGGAAGGCCCCUUUGAGCCUAUGGCUACUGCAUCGAUAAAAUUGAUAACCUUGAAAACACUUUUCUUAGUGGCGAUAACCACAGCUCGGAGGGUUAGUGAAAUUAGAGCCCUCCAUGUGGAUGAACCACAUACCAUGAUCUACCCGGACCGUGUAAUCAUGUGUUUGGAUCCUGACUUCAGGCCAAAGAUCGUCUCCGACUUCCACCUCAAUACUGAUAUCAUCUUGCAAACUUUCUUUAGAGAUCCAGAGAUGCAGUUGGAUAAAGCUAUGCAUUCUCUGAAUGUGAGAAGAGCUCUUCUUUACUAUCUAAAGGCCACACAUGGGAUCCGGAAGACGAGACUCCUUUUCGUCUGUGAGAAAGGCCAACAUAGAGGUCAACCUCCCUCAUGCCAGAAGUUGGUGUAUUGGUUGGUAGAGCUGAUAAAGAUGGCCUAUGAUCUGCAAAAGGUCACUCCUCCCUCUGUGAUUCGAGCGCACUCCACCAGGGCAUACACCACUUCAGCGGCACACCUGUCAGGCAUCAGAUUCCAGGACAUCUGUUUGGCGGCGACAUGGGCAUCGCACCAGACAUUUGUCAAGCAUUACACCUUGGACAUUAGAAUGGCAGCUGCGGCGGAAUUUGGGCGGGCGGUUUUGAAAAGGAUCCUACCAUAGCUUGAUACACCCACCACCUUUUAGGUAGCUUGUGAUUCACCCAGUCCUUAUGGAUGCCUGGAACCACUAUCCAGAUAAACAGGUUGCUUAUCUGUAACGGAUGAUCUGGUAGUGGUUCCAUACAUUCAUAAGACCCGCCCGUCCAUCCCCGCUGCAUACAAGGACAUACAAAAGCAAGCUACGGAAUCAAGCUAAGUGUCAAUACUUCAUACUUGUGGAGAAAUGGAGCCUUUACUUAGGACCAGUCAUGCGUAAUUGACAAAUUACAAGACUGCAUGCUUAAGACCAGUCAUGCUCAGUCGGCCUAUAUGGCUUAUCACCAAGAAACUGAAGAAGGGGAUGCCUAACCACCACUUAAGGGUACUGCAGUCACGCGCUGCUGGCGGUUAGGCGUCACGAGGAGCUAGAGAAUUCUAUCUGAAGCAUGGUGGGCGCAGAACCCAGUCCUUAUGAAUGUAUGGAACCACUACCAGAUCAUCUGUUACAGGUAAGCAACCUGUUUUUUCCAGUAUAAGGGCUUCAAUUUUCUAGAAUUCACCAAAGAGACAAAAAAAACACCUAUGACAUCACUGACACAAGGAAGGAUAUUCUGUUUUGUUUGCACCUAAUGAUCUUGGAGGAAGAGUUAUGUUUGCAAUGAGAUCCUUGAUCCAUGAUUUAAAUAAAUCCUUGGUUGUGCUAGGUCUUAUCCAGACUAUGUCUUCCUGUGCUCCCAGUUCGUUUUUUUUUAGUAUCAAUCAGGAAUCCAGCAAGCAGUCUAGGGAAAGGUAUGCACUUUUUUCUUUUGGGACCCUUCUGAGGGAAAGAGCCUGGACCUAUAUCAUCAACUCCAGAACUAAAUUAACUCAGAAGGCAAAGCCCCUUGCAAUUCCAUGCACACAUUUUUUUUUCACUUUUCCCCCCUGCCAGGGUGGGGGGGAAAUAGCCACCGGAGGGGGGAACCACUGCUGUCUUCUGUCCUCCCCCAGCUCUGAGUUCUGUCUGGGCUGCCAGGGGGAGCAGCUGGGGGGGAGCCACCGCCACCUCCUGUCAUCCUCUAGCUGCUCCGUCUGCAGCUGCCCGGUGGGGGGGGGGAGAGCUGCCUCCGAUCCUCUCCCUCCCUUUGUUUUCCUCUGGCUGUGAGAUCUGCAGCCA